GUGUCGUAGUCUUCAUCUUUCUUUCACUUAAAUCUUUUUUCUUUUUAUAUGAAAGAAACACACACUCACUGUUCUUCAAAUUUUAUUUCAUUUUUCUCUUUUACAGUUUCUUUAAUUUUAUAUACUUUACAGAUAAAAAAAGAUACAGUCAUACAGAAGAUAUAUGAUAGAUGGAUAGAUAGAUAUAUAGAGAAAGUGAAAUUCUAGGGCGAGAGAAACAAAGACAAGUACAUAAAUUUAGAGAGAGAAACCGCCUGCUUUCUUUCUUUCCUUUUCUUUUUCUUUCUGUCAAUUUUCUCUUCUCGCCAUUUCCGCCAGCGAAAUCAACAAAUGGUUAAUGAUUUUGGAGAUUUUUUUAAGCUUGAAAUGCCGGUUCUUGCUAAAAAGGUAGUUCCUUUUUAACAAUUAUUACUUCACUGGUUGAAGUAAUAGUGUUCCUUAUGCUUUUUGUGUUUUGUUUGUUUCUUUAAAUGUUUUUGCAGAUGUUAGGGGUUUGAUUUUAGUUUAUUUGGGAAAAAUUGGACUGGGUUAAUUUUGAAUUGGGGUUCCGAGGAGCGAUAAGUUUGAGGUUUUCCGUAAGGGCAUUAUAGAAAAAUUUAGUGAAGAAGGAAAAAAAUGGGUGAUACUGAAGAAGCUAAUAGUGAAAUGAUGCAAAGGCUUCAUUCUUCAUUUGGAACAACUCAAUCAUCAUCUAAACAACAACCUUUUUCAUCAAUGACCCAACUUGAAAUACCUCACUUGAACCAGACCCAAAACAGAGCUAGACAUUUUGCACACUUUGCACAGAAUUUUAGUACUGAUAGUAGUAAGAGAAUAGGGAUACCACCUUCCCACCCUAAUCAGAUCCCACCCAUCUCACCUUAUUCUCAGAUCCCAGUGUCUAGGCCAGGUAAUCAGCAAAUGGGUUCUCAGAACUUUAGCCCAGGACCCACCCACUCGCGAUCUUUGUCACAGCCAUCGUCCUUUUUUUCGCUUGAUUCACUGCCACCCUUGAGUCCUGCUCCUUUUCGCGACUCCUCUUCAACGUCUGUAGCUGACCCUGUAUCAACUGAUGUGUCCAUGGAAGAAAGGGAUGCGAAUUCACAUUCUUUGUUACCACCCUCACCAUUUAACAGGGGAAAUGCUUCUCGAGUUGCUGAGAGCUUGCCCCCACGGAAAGCACAUAGGAGGUCUAAUAGUGAUAUUCCGUUUGGGCUUUCUUAUGUGAUGCAAUCUUCGCCGCCGCUAAUUCCAUUGAGGCCUUCAGGUGGAUUAGAGCGGUCAGUAUCUGGAAAAGAGAAUUCAUCAGUGGCUAAGCCAACUCAGUUGGUGAAAAAGGAAUGGGAAAGAGGUAAUGAUAGCAUUGCCGAGGGGAUGGGUGAGAGGAAAUCUGAAGGUGAAGUUGUGGAUGAUCUGUUUUCGGCAUAUAUGAAUUUGGAUACCAUUGAUGCACUGAACUCCUCUGGAACUGAUGAUAAGAAUGGUAAUGAGAAUCGUGAGGAUUUGGAUAGUAGAGCUAGUGGGACAAAGACUAAUGGGGGCGAUAGCAGUGAUAAUGAGGCAGAAAGCAGUGUAAAUGAAAGUGGGAGUAGCUUGCUGAGGGCAGGAGUGAAUUCUUCAACAGAGAAGAGAGAGGGGAUUAAACGGAGUGCAGGAGGGGAUAUUGCUCCAACCACAAGACACUAUAGAAGUGUUUCAAUGGAUAGUUUCAUGGGCAAGUUAAACUUUGGUGAUGAAUCUCCAAAGCUCCCACCUUCACCAGGAAGUCGUCCGGGGCAGCUAUCACCUAGCAAUUCAAUUGAUGGGAAUGCCUUUAGCUUGGAUUUUGGAAAUGGUGAGUUUAGUGGUGCUGAGCUGAAGAAAAUCAUGGCAAAUGAGAAACUUGCUGAGAUUGCGUUAACUGAUCCAAAGCGUGCAAAAAGGAUUUUAGCAAAUCGUCAAUCAGCUGCUCGUUCUAAAGAAAGGAAGAUGAGAUAUAUUUCAGAGUUGGAGCACAAGGUUCAGACUCUUCAGACUGAAGCCACCACAUUGUCUGCCCAGCUCACACUUUUACAGAGAGAUUCUGUUGGGCUUACAAGCCAGAAUAAUGAAUUGAAGUUCCGUCUCCAAGCCAUGGAGCAACAGGCACAACUCCGAGAUGCUCUAAAUGAAGCAUUGACUGCUGAAGUCCGACGACUGAAGCUUGCCACUGCAGAGCUCAGUGGGGAUUCUGAGCCAACUAAAGGCAUGGUUCAGCAGCUUUCCAUCAAUCCUCAGAUGUUUCAGCUGCAGCAACCACAACCUUCCCAACUCAACAUGCAUCAAUUGCAGCAGCAGCAGCAGCAACCAUCACCCUCUCAGAUCAACAUUCAUCAGUUGCAGCAGCAGCAAUCACAGUCUCAACAAAAUGGAAACACGACAUCAAAUUCAGAGACCAAUCAAUAGCUUGCGAAGGAUGAGAUGGUACUAUUGCUUAUUAAAUAUCAUACGAGGUGCUUCUUUGCAUUUGUUACUUUCAGUGCAUUCAUUCAUUAAUUUCCCAACUCCAACAAAAUUACCCAAGGUGUUGCAUUGCAUUUCCAACUCGGAACGCUAUUUAAAGUGAUAUACAGGUCUUUAUAAAUUAUACAUAUGUUGUUAUGAUCAUAGGUUAUUCAUUUAUGUUAGAUAUAUAAAUUAUAAUGAGAAACAUUUCUUAAACAUGAUGUUUGUUUGUGAUACUUGAAUGGUUGAACUCGAACUCUCUAUCUUUUGUUUUA
Molecule: messenger RNA, 2717 nt
Organism: Ricinus communis (castor bean)
Lineage: Eukaryota; Viridiplantae; Streptophyta; Magnoliopsida; Malpighiales; Euphorbiaceae
Product: bZIP transcription factor 29
Exons: 4
Coding region: 616-2403 (595 amino acids)
Biological process (GO): regulation of DNA-templated transcription
Cellular component (GO): nucleus
Molecular function (GO): DNA-binding transcription factor activity
Source: RefSeq, a predicted model, not a curated record